UGCGGAGUAUCAGACAGAGAAGAGCGGGGCGCGGUGUGCGGGGGUCCAGCAGGAGCAGCCGGGGCGGGGUGCGGUGCGGUGCGGUGCGAGGCGCUGGCUGAUGGCUUUCCCCACGCACGCCGGGGGCGGCCGGGCAGGCUGGGAGGCGAGGAGCGGCACCACGAGCGAGCGCGGCGGCGAGCUGCUGGACGCGGGAGGCUCCUGUGCUGGUGGGUUGAGGGGAGCCCGUGGCCCGGCUGCAAAUCCCCCCCAGCGGCCCCAGGAGUGACGCUCCAAGGCGGGUUGUUGCUGAAAUUGUUACCCUGGGGUUGGCUGACUUCUUGCUCAUGUACUUCUGUCCCACCAUGCAAUGGAAUAGUGACACAGUGUAUCACAGCUGCUCAGCACUGGAGAAUGGAAUCUUUCUAUGAUGAAAAGCUGGUGUAAAUGACUGCUGCUGCCUCCCGGACCAAGAUAACCUGCUCCGUCAGCUGGAGCCCCCUGUGGACAGCUGUCUCUCUCAGCUGAUGGAAAACUGCUACUAACCACUGAAUGGAAGAGAGGGGAGCAACAACCACACUAGUAGCUGCAGCAGUACCAGUAAUAGCAGCAGCAUCCGAGGUCUCUAUUGUUCCUUGAUGUUAAACAGUUUUCCCUUUUCAGCUGACAUGCACAAUAGCUGGGAAGAGGUUUCCAUUCUGCCCUCUCGAUGAAGAAAUUCUGAAGGGGAGAAAAUUACUCAAACAAGGGUUACCCUUUGUGCUGCAGAUUUUGACACUGAAGCAGCCUUCUGAAGGCAUGGGGGUGAGAAAGGGAGGCACAGCUUUAUUCGGUGGUCCAGGGGCUUCUGCUGUUUCAAUCCGUAGUACAGGAGUUCUUGUGGUUCUUCUGUUUGGAAUCUGGGAAGCUAAAGCACAAAGUGAAUUUGAAACUUCAUCUGUAUAUUUGUGGAAGACUGGUCCAUGGGGAAGAUGUAUGGGAGAUGAAUGUGGUCCAGGUGGUAUCCAAACACGGGCAGUAUGGUGUGCUCAUGCGGAAGGAUGGACAACACUGCCCACAAAUUGUAAACAGACAGAGAGGCCUGAGAACCAACAGAACUGUUUCAGGGUUUGUGACUGGCACAAAGAACUGUAUGAUUGGCAGUUGGGCAAUUGGAAUCAGUGCCAGCCAGUUAUUUCAAGGAAUCUUGAAAAACCAGUGGAAUGCAUCAAAGGAGAAGAAGGAAUCCAGAUGAGAGACGUAACUUGUAUCCAAAAAUCAAAUGGGGUUUCUGCUGAGGAUGUCAUAUGCGAGUACUUUGAGCCAAAGCCACGCCUGGAACAGGCAUGCCUCAUCCCUUGCCGUCAGGACUGUAUUGUGGCAGAGUUCUCCCCCUGGUCAGAAUGUUCCAAGACCUGUGGCAACGGGCUUCAGCAUCGAACUCGUCACAUUGUUGCUCCACCUCAGUUUGGUGGCUCUGCCUGCCCUAACCUGACUGAAUUUCAGAUCUGUCACUCUGUCCCAUGUACUACUGAAGAAAGCAUGCAUAGCCUGAAUGUGGGGCCCUGGAGUACAUGCUCAGUGCCCCACUCAAGACAUAUAAGGCAAGCAAGGAAACGAGGGAAGAACAAAGAAAAGGAGAAGGACAGAGAAAAAGGAGUUCGGGAUCCUGAAGCUCGGGAGCUUAUUAAGAAAAAGAGGAAUCGAAAUAGGCAGAACAGACAAGAGAACAAAUAUUGGGACAUACAGAUUGGGUAUCAGACCCGGCAGGUUACAUGUACUCACAAAAAUGGAAAAACUGCUGCAUUGAGCUUUUGCCAACAAGACAAGUUGCCAAUUACCUUCCAGUCCUGUGUGAUCACUAAGGAGUGCCAGGUGUCGGAGUGGUCUGAGUGGAGCCCCUGUUCCAAAACAUGUUUUGAUAUGACAUCCCCUAAAGGAAAUCGUACAAGAACACGGACCAUUAAGCAGUUUCCUAUUGGCAGUGAAAGUGAAUGCCCAGAACUAGAAGAAACAGAGCAAUGUAGCUCUCAAGGAGAUGGUGUGGCGCCGUGUGUUACAUAUGGCUGGAGAACCACAGAGUGGACAGAAUGUCGUGUUGACCCUUUACUUAGCCAACAGGACAAAAGACGAGGGAAUCAGACAGCUCUGUGUGGAGGUGGAAUUCAAACCCGUGAGGUGUACUGUGUGCAAGCUAAUGAAAAUCUCCUCUCCUAUUUAAAUACCCUCAAGGAAAAAGAAGCUUCCAAGCCUGUGGAUCGGAAACUGUGCACGGGACCUGUACCUAGCACCACCCAAUUGUGCCAUAACCCUUGUCCAAUAGAAUGUGAAGUGUCCGCUUGGUCAGCUUGGGGACCAUGCACCUAUGAAAGCUGUGAAGACCAGCAAGCCAAAAAGGGUUUUAAAUUAAGGAAGCGGUCCAUCACAAAUGAACCUACUGGAGGGACAGGAAAUUGCCCUCAUCUGCUUGAAGCUAUCCCAUGUGAGGAGCCUUCUUGCUAUGACUGGCGAAUAGUGAGACUAGAAGAGUGCAUACCAGACAAUGAGAAGCAGUGUGGGCCUGGCACUCAAGUUCCAGAGGUGGUCUGUAUCAACAGUGAUGGAGAAGAGGUUGACAGACAGCUGUGUAGAGAUGCUAUCUAUCCAAUUCCCAUUGUCUGUGAAGUUCCAUGCCCAAAGGAUUGUGUAAUCAGCAUGUGGUCUGGAUGGUCGUCCUGCUCUCACACCUGCUCAGGCAAAACCACAGAAGGAAAACAGAUGCGAGCCCGCUCUAUUCUGGCAUAUGCAGGUGAAGGAGGCAUUCAGUGCCCAAACAGUAGUGCACUUCAGGAAGCACGCAGCUGUAAUGAACACCCUUGCACUGUGUACCACUGGCAGACUGGGUCCUGGGGCCAGUGUAUAGAAGAUGUCUCUGUGUCCACUUUCAACUCAUCUACCAAUUGGAAUGGGGAGGCCACCUGUGCUGUUGGGAUGCAAACAAGAAAAGUCAUCUGUGUGAGGGUCAACGUGGGACAAGUGGGACCAAAAAAAUGUCCUGAAAGCCUUCGACCAGAAACGGUGAGGCCUUGUUUGCUUCCUUGUAGGAAAGACUGUAUUGUGACUCCAUACAGUGAUUGGACAUUGUGUUCUUCCCCAUGUCAAGAAGGGGAUGUCACAGUAAAGAAACAGUCUCGCCAUCGAGUCAUCCUCCAGCUCCCUGCAAAUGGUGGCCGUGACUGCCCAGACACGUUAUAUGAGGAAAAGGAAUGUGAGGCUCCUCCUGUGUGCUAUACUUACAGGUGGAAGACCCACAAAUGGCGCAGAUGCCAACUGGUACCAUGGUAUGUUCGUCAGGAUAGUCCAGGUGCCCAUGAGACAUGUGGGCCUGGACUACAAGCAAGAGCAAUUACUUGUCGCAGACAAGAUGGAGGACCCGCUGACAUCAGUGAGUGCCUUAAAUAUGCAGGCCCUUUACCAACAUUAACACAGGCCUGCCAAAUUCCUUGCCAAGAUGACUGUCAGUUCACAAUCUGGUCAAAGUUUUCUUCCUGCAAUGGGGACUGUGGAGCAGUCAGGACGAGAAAGCGCUCUCUUGUUGGAAAAAGUAAGAAGCGAGACAAAUGCAAAAAUUCCCAGUUGUAUCCUCUGAUCGAGACUCAGUUUUGUCCUUGUGACAAGUACAAUGCUCAACCUGUGGGGAACUGGUCAGACUGCAUUUUACCAGAGGGCAAAGUGGAAGUAUUACUCGGAAUGAAAGUACAAGGAGAUAUCAAGGAAUGUGGGCAAGGCUAUCGUUACCAAGCCAUGGCAUGCUAUGAUCAAAACAGUCGGCUUGUGGAAACAGCACGAUGCAACAGUCACGGUUACAUCGAGGAAGCCUGCAUUAUUCCAUGCCCCUCAGACUGCAAGCUCAGUGAAUGGUCCAACUGGUCUCGCUGUAGUAAAUCCUGUGGGAGUGGGGUAAAGGUUAGGUCUAAAUGGCUCCGUGAAAAACCCUACAAUGGUGGAAGACCCUGCCCCAAGCUGGAUCAUGUCAAUCAGGCUCAGGUAUAUGAGGUGGUCCCAUGCCACAGCGACUGCAGCCAGUACAUAUGGGUUACAGAACCCUGGAGCGUCUGCAAAGUGACCAAUGUUGACUUAAAGGAGAACUGUGGAGAAGGUGUGCAAACCAGGAAAGUGAGAUGCAUGCAAAACACCAUGGAUGGUCCUUCUGACACUGUUGAGGACUACCUGUGUGACCCUGAAGAGAUGCCUCUUGGUGCUAGAAGAUGCACAUUGCCAUGCCCUGAAGACUGUGUUAUGUCUGAAUGGGGCCAGUGGUCUAGAUGUUCCUUGCCCUGCAAUGGAAGUAACGUGCGUGAAAGGUCAGCGGAGCCUCUAAGACAACCUGAUGAAGGAAAGGCUUGUCCUGCUUCCACUGAGACAGAACCUUGCAGUCUGAACAAAAACUGUUACCACUAUGAUUACAAUGUGACAGACUGGAGUACAUGUCAGCUCAGCGAGAAGGCAGUUUGUGGUAAUGGCAUCAAAACAAGAAUGCUAGAUUGUGUUCGCAGUGAUGGCAAAUCAGUUGACCUGAAGUAUUGUGAAGUGCUUGGCUUGGAGAAGACGUGGCAGAUGAAUACCUCCUGUGUGGUGGAAUGUCCUUUGAACUGUCAGCUUUCUGACUGGUCUCCAUGGUCUGAGUGUUCCCAAACAUGUGGCCUUACAGGAAAGAUGAUACGAAGAAGGACAGUAAAUCAGCCUUUUCAGGGUGAUGGGAGACCUUGUCCAUCUCAGAUAGAGCAAUUCAAACCCUGCCCGGUAAAACCUUGUUAUCGGUGGCAGUAUGGCCAUUGGGCUGAAUGCAAAGUUGAGGAUGCUCAGUGUGGAGAGGGGACAAGAGUCAGGAACAUUUCAUGUGUGGUCUCUGAUGGAUCCACUGACGAUGUUGGCAAAAUAGUAGAUGAGGAAUUCUGUGGAGAAAUUGAGCCUAUUAUUGAUGGCAAUAAGAAGAUGGUACUUGAGGAAACCUGCACCCUUCCUUGUCCAGGUGAUUGUUACUUGAAAGAGUGGUCAGAAUGGAGCCUUUGUCAGCUGACCUGUGUUAAUGGAGAAGAUCUUGGGUUUGGAGGGAUACAAGCCCGAUCCCGGGCAGUGAUCAUUCAGGAAUUAGAGAACCAACACCUCUGUCCAGAACAGGCUUUGGAAACAAGAUCAUGUAACGAUGGUCAGUGUCACGAAUACAAGUGGAUGGCUAGCCCAUGGAAGGGAUCUUCUCGGACAGUAUGGUGCCAAAGAUCAGAUGGUUUAAAUGUUACAGGGGGCUGUUUAGUGAUGCGCCAACCAGAUGCUGACAGGUCAUGUAACCCACCGUGCAGUCAAUCCCAUUCUUACUGUAGCGAGACUAGAACGUGUGGUUGUGAAGAAGGGUACACUGAAGUAAUGUCCUCUGAUGGCACACUCGAGGAGUGCACACUCAUCCCUGUGGUAGUGAUCCCCACUAUGGAGGACAAAAAAGGAGAUGUGAAAACCAGUCGAGCUGUGAACCCCACCCAGCCAUCCAGUAACCAGUCAGGACGAGGAAGGACCUGGUUUCUGCAGCCUUUCGGGCCAGAUGGGAAGCUGAAGACCUGGGUUUAUGGCGUAGCUGCUGGUGCAUUUGUUUUACUCAUCUUUAUUGUUUCUAUGAUCUAUCUAGCCUGCAAAAAGCCAAAGAAACCCCAGAGAAGGCAGAACAAUCGGCUGAAACCUUUAACACUGGCUUAUGAUGGAGAUGCAGAUAUGUAAAAUAUAACUUUCCACUGCAGCAACUGGAUUCUACAUUACUGUGUUGAAAUCAGAGGGUGUCCAAAGGCACAGGGGCAUGCUACAGAGAGGAUUUUAGGCGGUUUUUGUUUUUGUUUUGUUUUUUAAGAACUGCACCAUAAAACAAAGAAGAAUGGCUUUCAUAAUGCCCAUGGAUAUUCAAGGCAUUAUUGCUUUAUUCUAAGCCAUGAGCACAGAGAAUUCUGGCAGAUUGGAAACAUUAAUGUGUUUUUUUGAAACUGUCAAAACCACCUCAGUCUCCAGACCACUGUGGCUCAUUUAAUAUUCACAGUUGAGAACCCUGACGCCAGACUUACCUUCACAAUUAACCAUGUAUAAUCACUGAGCAUGAAGAGUUUGUACCAAGCUGUCUAUAACUCUUUAUAUUCAAGCAUAACAUAUAUACUCAGUUGAAGCAUAUGUAUUAUUCUGUCAAAUUAUAUACUUGUUAAAGAGCAUUUUAGUGCUUAAUAAGCUGUUAACUGAGAAGAUUGAACAAGUUCAGCAUCUUGGAAAUUGUGUAGCUUGUGUUAACCUGCAUUUCAGAGAGCAAAGAUUCUCUUGCAAGACUGUUCUAUUAUCACUCCAAAGUAUCAAAGCUUCAUAUACACAAGUAUCUAGGAAGGAAACAUCCUCAGAUUCAGUAUUUUAUAGUGGUUACUGUCUGGAAAAAUGAAUACCUGGUGUAAAUGUUACAAUAUGUUUCUACUUUCUCUAACUCUCAAACUGUUGCCUGCAUCUUUUUUGCUACAUGUUAGGCAAAUUUUUGCACUAUAUUAGUGCAGCAUGAUAUGCACUUAACUAGUAUUGCCAUAGAAACUGCCUCUUUUCAAAAAGAAUGAUGAUGCAUCUUGUGCCAGGAGCGUCAAGCAGGCAUUUCAGUUCUUGAAUCCUGAAGAGAGUAGAGUUCAGCUUGGACUGUGACUGGAUGGAAUCAGCUAAUACAUGUACUGUAUACACUGUUUCUCAUCACAGCAGCCAUUUUGUAGUCUAUAUCGUGGCAGUAAUAUAAGUGUCUAGUUUCUUGCCCAUCUACUUAUACAAAUGUAGAUUCUCCAGUUGGUUUCUAAUUGUACUUUGAAGGCUGUUUAUGACUAGAUUUUUUAUAUUUGUUAACUUUGUUUAAAAAAAAAGAAAGAAAAGUGGUUGCCCUCUCAUCUUGAGUGAAAUAUUCUGAUUAUUUGUUCAGCUAAAUGAAGAAAGUUUGUUGCGUAUUUUUCCUCUCCCAAGCAAAAUAAUUGCCAUUGUAGCUGCCAAUGUAAAACUUUCCCUUUAGUUAGGAUAACUGGAUGUAAUCUUUACCUUUAAUCAUUCAGCUAAAGUCUUAAAAGUACUGGUUAAAGAAGGAUAUCAAAAUAUUUGCCUCACUAAACAGUCAGAUAACUUUUUCUUAACUCUGGUAGUAUAACAGUUCAUUGCCACUCCUUUCUUUACAUGUUAACCUCGUCCAUCCCUAUAGCUUUUCAAGCAUGUUGUGCUACCAUUGUAUCUACACCUGUCACAGACAUGACUCAUGACCUGAGAGGGCUUACUCUACCAGAAUGGCUUCUAGAAAUGUCGCCUAAAAGAAAAAGAAAAAUGACUGUGCUAUUACCAAGCAAUAUAAUGACAAGACUUUAUCACAAAACCUUUCAAAAAACUUGUUGUGUAAAGUUCAGUAUUAGUGUCUCAGGUCUUUUACUAACCUCCACCAUUCCUGUGCACCAUUCCCAAGCACCAGUUUUUGUACAGCCAGUAAAACUAUACACUUUGCCAACUUUGGGCUGGCUCAUGUAUCCACUGAAAUCACUGGGCGGCAUGAGUCCUGAUUCCAUGUCAAAUUGUCAUUGAAAUCAGUGUGUUUUGUUCAAAUAUCAAAAGUAGAAUAUGGUAAUACCAGUGUUUUGAUAUCACACUAUGAUAUUGAUCUUUUCCUAAUGCAUAGAUAAGAAGAGAAGAACAAAUGUGUGUGUCAAUUAGCAAUAGGCAUUUGUUCAGGUUCCAUUUCACACCUUACACCCCAAUCCUGCAACUUGUUGGCGGACUGCCAGACCAGCCCAACACUCCACAGAACUCUAUAUGGCUCCUUGCUGUGGCAGCAGUUCACUUACAUACAACAAGUUGCAAGAUUGAGGCUUUAAUCUUAUAUCAUUUCAUACAGACUGAGGGCAAAAAAAAAAAAUUAUGUACAAAGUUAAGUUCUUUGAAGUGUUUCAGUGAGAAACAAUAAAAAGUUAGUUCUUACUUUAUCAGACAGACAAAAAAAAUGAACGGUGGGAAAGUUAUCAAAUUGCAAAUAAAACUUUAAAAAUAUGACGUUGAAACUUGGUCAUGGAUGAAUUAAUUACCUUUGGAAGCUCAUUUCUGGGUGUUGAAUUGUUUCGGGCGAACAUCUCUGUCCGUGCGGAUAAGUGAGGAUGGUUCUUAAAUUGGCAAGAAGUUACCACUGUUAAUUACACUGGCUAGUCUUUUAGCAGGAGCUCCGCUGUAGCGCUCACCAUGAAGCCUGUGUGAACCUGAACACCCAAAAUUUCACAAUUUACUUCCAAUUAAAGCUUUGCUAUCAUCUGUUGUUCGCCAUAUAAAAUUACUAUUGCUAAAAUGCAGACAAAGAAUGGGUGUUUGGCUUUUACAAUCCAUACAAGUAUUUCAUGAGAAAAGAAAAUCAAGAGCUGGUACAGAUCUGCAAUUGUAUUAAAUUCUGUGUUUUGUAAAACUGGAGCCAGAAUAGCCUAUUCUUUCUUUAUGAAGAAAGGCAUUCUUUAAAAAGAUUUUUAGGAUAUGAGGAGAGUUGUAAGUCUGUAAAUCUAAAAGUUACAAAAGGUGGUCAAGCCCUGUAAGUAUGAAACAGUUAAAAAAACCAAAAAACAAAAAAACCCCGCAAGUUUCAUAAAGAAUGAAGAGUAAUUUGCUUUAAAAACCAGAGUGCUUCUACAAAUCCAGUGCCUAAAGCAGCCACUACUGUAGUUUGUUAGUGUGUGAAAGUAAUGUUUCCAGUGAUCAAGUGUCUCUAAGCCAUUCAGAAAAUAGCUGAGUAGAUAUUUUCUUGUUGGUGUGGUGGUUUGUAAUUUCCUUUAAAAAAUCUGUAGUUUCUAGAUUACUGUGUCUGCUUUGAGUCCUGGAGCACUUUCUUUUCAAAGCUUUGCUGAUACUGCACAAGAUUCUGUAUGUUUGCUAUAAUGCACCCAUUUUAAAAUUCCCUUUCUGCCACCAAAGUGUAAUAAAGUCCAUUUUAACAAUCUGAAAGACCCACUUAAAUACUCUGUAUAAAUCACUGUAAAAUAUACCUUGGAUGAAACUGAAAUCUGUCUUUUACCUUUAUGUAAAUCGUGCUCACCCAAAGUUAAGAGUUUUAUUUUGCCUAACUUAAUUUACUUGAAUAUUUAUUUUGUAGAAUAAGGAGGCAGCUGUCUGAGGAAUGUUUACUUUUUUUUGGUUAAUGUUAAUUUGUAAAUUGUGUAAUGCAUUUUUAUUUUUUAAAUUAUGUAUAUUCUUUUUUAAUGCACAAAAUGUUUACGUACAACUACUGCAAAUUUGUGUAUAUUGUCACUAAGCUUUAUUCAGUUAAUAUAGAUGGCGUGUGAAAAUGUAACAAGACUUACAUUUUCAUAUGGGUUAUUUUUACGUAACUGAUGUAUUGCUGACAAUAAAUUUAAACACAAUCAUU
Caretta caretta (loggerhead turtle) is the source of this 9370-nucleotide messenger RNA. Lineage: Eukaryota; Metazoa; Chordata; Testudines; Cheloniidae. The record is from RefSeq and is a predicted model, not a curated record.